AAACCGAAACGCGGCUACUUUUAUGGCGACCGAAGGAAGAACGCUGGCUAAUCGACUGGUUCGAGGAUCCGGAGAAUUUCAAGCAGUGGCGACUGGCGCAUGCCAAAACAUCGAACUAUCCCAUGACGUUAAACAAGAUCGAAGUCGCCGGUCUGAUCGCCGCCCUGCUGGCGGACAAGGGCGGACCCGGCACCCGGCAGCGUACCGCGCAGAAUAUUCUGGAUAAGAUCUUCCAAUUACAGUUGAAAGGCAUCCUGCCGAAAGUUGUCGUCACCGUGGAGGAGAACGCGGAACAACCGGCGGAAAAUAACGCCGACAGCUGUGUGCCUUUGGAGGGCGACGCAGAUUCGCCGGGCUUGGAUUCCGUGGAUGAUAUGGCGAAAGACAGUACUGAUUCUCCACAAAGUGCGCCAACUAAUGCUGAUAAACCCCGAAUCAAACGGCGCUAUCACAAAUGGUUGGUGGAGGAGGAGAAUCUGCUUAUCGAGUGGUUGAACACAGCGGAUAACUACGCCAAAUGGACUGGAUCGGUCGGGCACGACGGACAUCUUAAUUCCCGCAAACAGUUCAAUGCCCGGCAACAUGUCUUAAAAGAGAUUGCGGCAUUUCUCGUCAACCGGGGAGACGAGCGUUCCAGCCAGCCACGCCAACUCAAAUCCAUCGAGGACAAGAUUUUCCAGAUGGAGCGCAAACAUUUCGGGAAAAUCAGCGCCAAGAAAGGUACAAAACGGAAAUCACCUACAGCGACACCAGACGACAAUGAAGCAUCCGCUGGAUUACAAAAGAAGUCGAAAAGGUCGCGUAGUUUUCGAGGCUACCAUAAAUGGUCGGAGCGGGAAGAGGAGCUCUUAGCCCAAUGGUUUGAUGAGCCAAAAAACUCUGCGCAAUGGAAGCGCGCAGGACCGAACGAAGAUCAGACGAAGACGGAUGUAUCCGGGGUUAUCGCGGAGUAUCUACGGAUAAGAUGCCAGUCGGACGCGUCAGCCAAAUCUGUGAUGGACAAGGUACCGUUUCUGGAGGAUGACUGGCGCGCUGCGAAUGAAUAUAUGCAGCUGAUGGGAAAGCCGUGUUUGUCGUGGCGCGAAGCGUGGCAGUUGAAGCGAAAGCUCGCCGGACGACACGAUACCGAUGAGAUGGAAAAGGAAAAGGAUGCUGUUCCGAUCGACCCAGAUGACGAAGGAGGAUGUCAAAAUAAUAAUAGUAAUAAUAAUAAUAAUAAUAACGGCGUGGAGGGAAUCCAGCAAGAACGCUUGGACUAUCUAUCCCGCAAAGCGUUAUAUGACCGCAUCUGGCCGAAAGAUGCAGUAGAACGAAGAAAACGCCGGAAGAAAGUCCAGGGUAGGCCGGAUUGUCAUUACGGGUGGUGCGCGGACUGCCAGCUGGAAUUUAAAUCCCGCGCCGCGCGAAAAAUUCAUUUUCUCCAACAUGAUGCGGAUGCCAUGCAAAACGAUGAUGAGGAGAUUCGGCAGUGCCCGGAAUGCGCGUUUGCCGGGACCUGUUUGCAGGAGCUCAUAGCGCACGUGGAUGAGCGGCACACCCGGAAAGAUCUACAUACUUGUGCGCGCUGCAACAGGUCGUUUAUUUCCUUUAAAAGACUGGAACGGCAUAUUCAACAGGUGCAUUUGCUGUCGGAUGCCGAGAAGCCGUACGAGUGUCCGACAUGCCACAAGCGGUUCGCCAUUAAUAACACUUUCGCGCGCCACGUCAUGUCUCACGAUGGACCGGUCAACAUAAAAUGUCCGCUGUGUGACGAGAAAUUCCGCACCACCACCCUCCUCUCCGACCAUCUCCUGGCGUCCCACUCCGUCGACGGAGACCUCCUGUGCUCCAUCUGCAACAGCCAGUUCCCGGUGAAAUGCCCCACCAGCUUCCGGGACUUCCGGCGGCAUGUCCGCAAGCACACCAGCAGCGGGGAGUUUGCCUGCACCCUGUGCGACAAAGUUUUUAGCCGUCGUGAAGGAUUACAGGUACAUACGAAAGGGGUGCACAGUGUGGCGCGGGAACAUGUCUGUGAAUGCGGCAAAUCGUUCGCAACGGCGCGGCAUCUCGUGAAUCAUCGCCGGUGGGUGCACACGGAAGGGAAGGUGGACGGGCGGAAGACGGCCGGUAAAAAAAUGGCGACCGGUAAAAAGGUCACGCGGAUGGAAGGGAAUCGCAGGGAUUACGUUCCCCGCAGAAGUGUAAACACUACACGGAAUUCCCGUUCUCCUGUGAGGAGUGUCAGCAGGGUUUUGUGCGCCGCGGGAUGUUCGCCUACCAUUUAACGGUGCGCCAUCCGGAGCGGUCGCUGGACGCCGAGCCGCAGUUGACACUGUCCAGCACCCUCAUGCAGGGCAGUGCGUCAUCAUAAGGAUACUUCUGAUCGCUUUCCCAUUUGGAGCUUUUUCACUCGAACUUACUGGAGUGAUUGUGGUGCGCACUGUGCUUGUUGUACUACCGCUGCACACUGAUUUUACACCUGAAUGGAUUGAAUGUGGAUGCACAGAGCCGAAGCAUUCUUAUUCUCUGUAAGGCUGUGUGUGAGCCCCUUAUUUUCCUCUUGCGUGAAAUUUGGAAAUGAAUUGUGCUUAGAGUUGAAAAUCUUUUUUUUGCUGUACUCUGUACUUACAAUAUUGAGGAUUUGUUGGUCUGUGGCAGUUUAUGAUACCUUGUUUUCGGUUGGGGCUUUGGUUUGUUUGCACUCUGACCUUUGC
Molecule: messenger RNA, 2693 nt
Organism: Paramacrobiotus metropolitanus
Lineage: Eukaryota; Metazoa; Tardigrada; Eutardigrada; Parachela; Macrobiotidae
Exons: 4
Coding region: 123-2264 (713 amino acids)
Biological process (GO): regulation of transcription by RNA polymerase II
Cellular component (GO): nucleus
Molecular function (GO): RNA polymerase II transcription regulatory region sequence-specific DNA binding; DNA-binding transcription factor activity, RNA polymerase II-specific
Source: RefSeq, a predicted model, not a curated record